This is a messenger RNA of Vespula vulgaris, 3017 nucleotides long. Its product is annotated as valacyclovir hydrolase. The transcript has 6 exons. Bases 477 to 1418 code for a protein of 313 amino acids. NCBI's taxonomy places the organism in Eukaryota, Metazoa, Arthropoda, Insecta, Hymenoptera, Vespidae. The record is from RefSeq and is a predicted model, not a curated record.
UAUAUAUAUGUAUAUAUACGUGUGUAUACACACCCACACAUACACAUACAUAUAUAUACACGUAACAAUAUAAGGAUUCAAUGCGUUGCACUAAAACUUAAUUUUUAAUUAUGUAAUAGUUAUAUUUAUUUUUUAAUUUUGUAACUUAUUAGAAUGGAGAAUUUGAAACAAAUUAUAAAUGAAGUCAAACGUUCUUUAAAUGAAAGGAAAUCUUCGAAGAUAAUAUAAUUUAAUCAGUAGGAUCUAUAUCCUUUAAUUAGUUCGCUCAAAUAUCACAGCCAUUUAUUUCACGCGAUAUAUGUAAUUUAGUUCAUAAAAAAAGUCAUUAUUGAUUAUUUUAUUCAAUGUAUUUUAUGGAUUUAAUUUUAAAUAAAUGAUCGUUGCUAUUGUAAUACACAAUCGUUACAUAGUAAUAUAUACACGUGUGUGUGUGCGUGCGUGUGUGUGUGUUAUACAUAUUAUAUAUAUACACACAUAUGUAUAUAUAUAUAUAUAUGCGUGUAAACAUGGCGGCAUUACGAGCGAGACUCCUUACUGUUGUGAAUACAUUUUCUUCUUUUACUCAGAAACAAUCAUUGAAUCUUAAGAACCAUGUAUCAAUAGUGCACGCAACGAUGGGAAGAACUUAUUCAGCGAAAACAAGUGAAGAUAUCGAGGAAAGGAAGGUCAAUGUCGAUGGGUCUAAUAUUAACUAUGUCAGAGUUGGCGUUGGCAAUCAUCCUGUUCUUUUAUUACCUGGUGCCCUAGGAACUGCCUGGACUGACUUUAAACCUCAACUAGAAAAUCUUGAUAAAAAUAAAUUGACUAUAGUAGCAUGGGAUCCACCUGGAUAUGGAAAAUCGAGACCACCGAACAGAAUAUAUUCAGAUGACUUUUUUCAACGUGAUGCCGAUUAUGCUUUUAAUUUAAUGAAAAUUCUAGGCUAUAAGAAAUUCUCUUUGAUUGGAUGGAGCGAUGGUGGUAUCACGUCUCUUAUACUUGCUGCCAAAAAUCCUGAUAGCAUUCGUAAGAUGAUCGUAUUUGGUACGAAUGCUUACGUUAUUCCCGAAGAACUCGAAAUUUAUAAAAGCAUUAGAAACAUCGACACGUGGUCGGAGAAAAUGAAACAACCAUUGCUCAAUAUUUAUGGGGAAGAGUAUUUUAGAAAUACUUGGUCCGAUUGGGUAGAUACCAUGGAAAGAAUAUAUAAAAAAAACAAAGGUGAUCUGUGUAAAAACGAUUUGGCUAAAAUAAAAUGUCCUACUUUAAUCAUACAUGGAGCUAAAGAUGUAAUUGUAAAACCAGAACAUCCAGUUUAUUUAAAAGAUCAUAUAAAAAAUUCCGAGAUGACAAUAUUUGAAAAAGGAGCUCAUAAUUUACACUUAAGAUAUCAAGAGGAAUUUAAUGCAUUGGCUAUGAAGUUCUUGACAGAAGACUAAAAUGUUUCUCAACCUCGUUAUUUUCUUAAUAACGGAGACACGAAAUCUUCGUCCUACGUAAAGAGAGUCGUUCAAAAACAUUUAUCUCAUUUAAGAACGUAAAAUCAUAACCGGAUCGUUAAACGUCAUCGAGUAAGAAAGGCAUAGAACUCGAAAUCGUUUUUGGUUGUGGCUCACCGAAAGAGGCUUAACGUUUCCUUUGCCCACGCUGUAUCGCGAUUCUCCUUUCUCUGCUUGCGUUCUCGUGCCGGUUAUCCCACGUACGUCCUCCGUGCCAGGUCAUACGAUCGACGUGCCCGAUCGUGGCGAACCCACUAGCUAGAGUGGUGCCUUUUAAAAAACAUAAAUCAAGUGUCACGUAUUGAAUUUUCUCCUCUUCUAUGGCACCUCUUUUAUGCUUUAAGACGUUCGAACGAAUAAGAGUUUCUAGCUUACCAUCGAUCAAUACUCCAUAAUUAAGAAUCUCUCUUAGUCCGUCAGCAUUUUCUUUUUUUAGUCGAACGAAGAGGUUUUUUUUUGAAGCUCUUAGAUAUUGUCUAUAUUUCGUAAUUGUCUAGUUUUACCGAGAAGAGAUUAUAGUCGUCUAACGUGAAAAGUCAAAGGGCAUGUUGAUUAGAUCGUUUAAUCGAUCGUCUUAAACUACUUUCCAUUUCGAUUGUGAGACUAACUAGAUUAUUAUUACGGUAACAAGCUGUCGUAAGUAUUGUCGGGAAGUGUCGCUUAUAUAAUGCCAAGGCUAUGUAGUCAUUUGAUGAAGGUGAUUUUUAUAAAGGCAUUUUUGCCUACGAGCUUCAUGAAGCAUCAUUUAAUUAUAAUAUAAAAAAAUUAUGAUAUAAAAGAAUGGUUAUAUACGAUAUAUUUUUAUACAUUUCACAUAUAUUCUUUUGUAUUUUUAUUUUAUAAUGUCUUCGUAGUUUAAAUGGAAGAAGAAUCAAUACGAUAUGAGCAUUAGAUAGUGGACACGUACGAUCGUAGAUCUGACAUCCGUCCUCUACUUUGCCACUAGCAUAACAAGCAACUUCUAAUCUGCAUAUCAAUCAUGCACCAUACUGUUGAUUGCUUGAUACGUCACAACGAGAUUCUCAAUCUAUUGACAUAAACGUAUCUUUGAUAUUAUUUCGGAUAACAUUGAUUUCUUCGUACAAGUGACCUUCUGUCUGAACAUCAAUAUUUAUUUUUUUUAUAUACGAACUUCUUUAAUUGAUUCGUUGUGCUUAUGUAGAUACAUUUCCUUACUGUAAUAGAAAAACAGUCGACUAUGUCACUUGCGAGGUUGCAGUUGAUGAGAGAGAGAAAGAGACAAAGAGAGAGUCCAACGAAUUCAACGAGCUAAUAACGAAGUUCCUCUCGGGGCAGUCAUAGAUCCACUAAUAGCUAUUUUCGUCGCAUGAAUAACAGUAAGUUUAAAGCAAUACAAUAAUUUUAAUGGAUUUUAUAGAAUAUAUACAAUAAUUUACAAAAUAUUAUAUACAAUAAUUUUAUAGGUUUUAUAGAAUAUUUUUUAUAAUAUAUACACAUACGAUAUAUAUAUAUAUAAAACAUUUAUUAUAUACAUACCUGUUAUAUUAUACUUAUACAAUACAUGUUAUAUUUAUAACA